Ziziphus jujuba (common jujube) is the source of this 958-nucleotide messenger RNA. RefSeq lists its product as uncharacterized. Gene Ontology annotation, cellular component: endoplasmic reticulum lumen. The transcript has 4 exons. Bases 186 to 680 code for a protein of 164 amino acids. Lineage: Eukaryota; Viridiplantae; Streptophyta; Magnoliopsida; Rosales; Rhamnaceae. Gene Ontology annotation, molecular function: oxidoreductase activity. The record is from RefSeq and is a predicted model, not a curated record.
AGGGGAAUUCAAUCAAAACGACGUCGAGAGCAGAUCAGUCUCUGGGUACACGGCAACCGGUUUGAUGGUCUCUCAAAUCAAACCGGUUAAUAACAUUAUGAAAUAGCAAGCCGCGUUGCCUUUGGCAAUUUGUGAAGUUGGGAGAAAGAACAGAUAAGAGAGAAGAGAGAAGAGAGAGAGGAGAUAUGGCGGCGUGGAUCCAUGGAUAUAUGUUGGGUUUGGUAGUGUUAUUGUGGGUUGUUGUUGUUGUACCAUUGAGUGUGGGUGCAUCUUCAAAAGAGCAGCUGAGCUCUAGGGAAUGCGAGAAUCUGGGUUUCACAGGCCUUGCUUUGUGCUCUGAUUGCAACACUUUGGCUGAGUAUGUCAAGGAUCAAGAAUUGGUAUCAGACUGUUUGAAGUGUUGCACUGAGGAUUCUGAUGAUUCUAUGAGCAAGAUCACCUAUGCUGGCGCCAUACUGGAAGUCUGCAUGAGAAAACUGGUUUUCUAUCCUGAAAUUGUUGGCUUCAUUGAAGAAGAGAAGGACCAAUUUCCUUCGGUUAAAGUUCAGUUCAUUUUCAAUUCACCACCAAAAUUGAUAAUGCUGGAUAAUGCUGGCCAACAUAAAGAAACAAUAAGAAUCGACAAUUGGAAACGUGAGCAUAUGCUGCAGUUCCUGCGAGAGAAGGUUAAAACUACCUGAAAUCCUGUCCAGACUUAAUAUAUCUUCUAUCUUGAGAUGUGAUAAAUAUCUGAGACAUACACAAGUGGUGGGCGUUUUCUUGUGAGGGAUUAGGAAGUGGUUGUAUCGAAUUUUAAUUGGAAAUUAUUUAUAUGUUUUGAACUCUCCUAUUCGUUUCAAUCCAAAGGACUGAUAUGAACCUCUAAUGCCUCUCCUAUGAUCUUUAAAGAAGGGAAAAUAGGAAAGGACAAUUUUCUGUAUCUUAAUGAAUGUUUCUGCCUUGAGUUGGUUGCUUGGUA